Molecule: messenger RNA, 1729 nt
Organism: Cucurbitaria berberidis CBS 394.84
Lineage: Eukaryota; Fungi; Ascomycota; Dothideomycetes; Pleosporales; Cucurbitariaceae
Exons: 4
Coding region: 434-1648 (404 amino acids)
Biological process (GO): actin filament severing; barbed-end actin filament capping
Molecular function (GO): phosphatidylinositol-4,5-bisphosphate binding; actin filament binding
Source: RefSeq, a predicted model, not a curated record
GCCAAGGAGGAGCUCUCGCCCGAGAAAUCUACCUUCUCAUCUGUUAAGAGUGCAACCACGCUAUGGGGCAGACAAUCAGCAUCUUCAUCUCCUGUACCAGCAAAGACAAGGUCGCCGAUCAAACUACCCACCAAAGCAGAUGAGCAAGCCGCUAUGGAGGAUGCUGGCCUCGUCCGCUCACCACAGUCGCACACAAAACCUCUGCCGGAAACGCCACUAUCGAAACCUCAACCCGCUGUUGAAUCGAAACCCUUACCGCCAAAGCCAAAGCCGGCGGGUCUAGGUUUCAGUCUAGGCAGCUUGGGUGGUUAUAUGGCAUCCCGCUCACGAGAGUCAAGCCCACAGCCGCCCACGGGCUUUCCUGCAUCACCGCCAAGCAGUGCAGGCAGGCCAAAGUCUGAAUCUUUCAAAGCAUCCCCAACCCCGCAGAAAUAUGAGGUUGCCGGAGAAUAUAGAUACAGUCCACGUAUUGAAAUCGCCGCCGUUUGACCUUGGACCUGCUGGAAAAAUCCGCACACUGCGCAAGCAGAUACAAGAAGUGACAGGGGACGGCAAGCUCUCACCAGUACCGGUGCAGGAAGAACAUGUUUUAUUCCAAGACUCAAUGUAUCUUUGUACACAUGUGUACGGAGAUUCGAAAGGUGCACGCCACACAGAUGUCUAUCUCUGGGUAGGUAGCGGCAUCGCAGAGCCGACUCUUGAGGACGCUCAGCUUUUCGCAAGGAACCAUGCCAAACAGAAUCAAGGACAGCUGCUCAUCAUCCGGCAAGGCCAAGAACCCCCCAAUCUCUUUGAAGCUCUCGGUGGCAUCGUCAUCACGCGCCGCGGCGCGAAACCAGCGUCCAAGGAGUUUAUGCUUUGUGGGCGUCGCCAUCUCGGGCACCUCGCCUUCGACGAAGUAGACUUCUCCCUCAAGAGCCUCUGCUCCGCUUUCCCUUACCUAGUCUCUACAACCGCGGGAAAAGUCUACCUGUGGAAGGGACGCGGCUGCUCUGCCGAAGAACUGUCUGGCGCGAGACUGAUGGGCAUGGACCUCGCGCCCACCGGCGACUUUGCUGAAAUCGAAGAAGGCACCGAGCCUCAGGACUUCAUAAAAACCUUCCCUUCUCCUGCAAUCCCGACUAAGGGUCCUGCUAUCCCGCGUUCAGCAGACCACUGGCGCUACAAGUCCACGUCUGAUAAAUACCGACCUCGCCUCUACAAGAUCGAACAGCAUAGUGAGCAACACGCUGGUUGGGGACAGGCACUCCAGACGCCAGUUUCGCCGAGUGGAGUGCGGACCGAGAUUAAGGAAGUCAUGCCGUUUUGUCAGCGGGAUCUGGAGCCGGAGCAUGUAUAUGUCCUGGAUGCCUUCUUUGAGAUGUAUAUUAUCAUCGGCUCCUUGUCCCGCACCCAAUCGCACGCCUUUAGUACCGCGCUCCUUUUCGCACAAGAGUAUGGCAUCCUAGCCGUCUCCGAGGAAGACCGACCCUUCAUGCCAGUGACAACUGUGGUCUUGGAGGGUGUACCAAGAGAUAUGAAGGCCGUUUUCAGACACUGGGACGACCGACUAAUCCCCGCCGCUGGGCUAAUGACCGGCAAGUUGGGACGCGGAAAGAGUCUGAGGAUUGUUGGACUAGAGAAGGCGUUGGAGGGGACGAGACGGUAAUCGGCAUGAAGACAUGACAAUAGACAUUCGACUGCUCGGCACGCGAAAGCAAGUACGCGUCUGGAUGAUUCACAUAAUGUU